CUCAUUCACAAGCAUACCCAAAAGCCUCCUUAACACUCUUUGUGCAAACUUCAAAUGUCCAAGAGUCUUUUUUAAUUUCAUCGACUUAUAGUAGACUGUAGACACUAGUUGUUUUUCAACAAAAUGUCAAUGUCAUCGUCGGAGGAAGAGAAUCACCGGAAAUCGGUGGAGGACAAGGCUGAGAUUGGGAGGAGAAAGAGGGCAAUUUGGGAAAGAAAGUGGAAGAGAUUGGACAUUGUGAAAGCUUUUGCUUCUCUCUUUGUGCAUUUCCUCUGUCUCUUAGCUCCUUUCAAUUUCACUUGGCCAGCUUUACGGGUCGCACUCCUUGUCUAUACGGUGGGUGGGCUCGGUAUCACCGUCUCUUACCACCGUAACUUGGCUCACCGGAGUUUCAAAGUCCCUAAAUGGCUCGAGUAUUUAUUUGCUUAUUGCGGUCUUCUUGCCAUUCAGGGAGACCCGAUCGAUUGGGUGAGCACACAUCGAUACCAUCACCAGUUUACAGAUUCGGAUAGGGACCCACAUAGUCCUAAUGAAGGCUUUUGGUUCAGCCAUCUCCUAUGGCUGUUUGAUACAGGUUAUCUUGUAGAAAAGUGUGGGAGAAAGACAAAUGUGGAGGAUUUAAAGAGGCAGUGGUACUAUAAAUUCCUUCAGAGAACGGUCCUCUACCACAUUCUAGCAUUUGGUUUCCUCCUCUAUUACUUGGGUGGUUUGUCUUUUCUUACUUGGGGAAUGGGUAUUGGGGUAGCAAUGGAGCAUCAUGUGACUUGCCUCAUCAACUCUCUUUGCCAUAUUUGGGGAAGCCGAACUUGGAAGACCAAUGACACUUCUCGUAACGUUUGGUGGCUAUCGGUAUUCUCAUUCGGAGAGAGCUGGCACAACAAUCACCACGCGUUUGAGUCGUCGGCAAGACAAGGCUUGGAAUGGUGGCAGAUCGACAUCUCUUGGUACAUCGUCCGCUUUCUCGAGAUUAUCGGUUUGGCUACUGACGUAAAGCUGCCUUCAGAGAGUCAACGACGUCGUAUGGCAUUGGUUCGUUGAAGAUGGAGGAUAAUAUUCGACUUCUCCUCUUUAUUACGUAUUUGGUUAAUGUCAACGUACGUUAUAAAGUUCUUGGUAAACGUAAAACUUGUGGCUUGUGCUAUUAUAUAUGCGGUGUUGUGUUAUUAUGUCAUGUAUGGUGUUAUAACCAACUUGCUUUAUCAAGAUAUAUAUACGUUCGUUUUUGUAUGAACCAAAUUCUAAUCUCCGUAAUGAAAUUAAUCAAGGUCAAAA
Molecule: messenger RNA, 1272 nt
Organism: Thlaspi arvense
Lineage: Eukaryota; Viridiplantae; Streptophyta; Magnoliopsida; Brassicales; Brassicaceae
Source: the annotation of a GenBank genome assembly